This is a messenger RNA of Prosopis cineraria, 1093 nucleotides long. RefSeq names its product outer envelope pore protein 16-2, chloroplastic-like. The transcript has 7 exons. Bases 39 to 578 code for a protein of 179 amino acids. Gene Ontology annotation, molecular function: amino acid transmembrane transporter activity. The record is from RefSeq and is a predicted model, not a curated record. Gene Ontology annotation, cellular component: chloroplast outer membrane. NCBI's taxonomy places the organism in Eukaryota, Viridiplantae, Streptophyta, Magnoliopsida, Fabales, Fabaceae.
UAGAGGUGUUUUGAUUAAGCAUCAUAUCGGCGAGGAAAAUGAGCAGCAGCAACUUGGAUUCCCGAUCUCUGAUGCAGGAGCUUCGUAGCUUUGACAACGAAGUUCCUCUCUUCGACUUCGGUCACCCUCUCCUCAAUCGCGUCUCCAACAGCUUCCUCAAAGCUGCUGCGAUAGGAGCUGUCCAAGCCGUGGCCCGUGAGGCUUAUUUCACGGCUGUUGAAGGUGCGGGCAUUGAUAAUGCUAGCGGCAUCGUGCCUGAUGUUUCAGAUGCCAGAAAAGCUCGUUUUCCCGGUCUUGGAGGAGAGACUAACAGUAAAUCUCUCGAGACCAUGGUCAAGAAUAGCGGAAAGGAGUCCUUUCAAUGGGGGUUGGCUGCCGGAUUAUAUUCAGGACUCACCUAUGGCCUAAAGGAGGCUCGUGGAGUUCAUGAUUGGAAAAACAGUGCAGUAGCAGGAGCACUCACAGGGGCCACACUUGCGCUUACAUCAGAAAACUCAUCUCACGAGAAGAUUGUGCAAAGUGCAAUAGCUGGAGCCGCCGUCUCCGCCGCCGCCAAUCUCCUCUCUUGGAUCUUCUGAGCUGAGACUGGCUUUUACGUUAGUCUUCUUUUUUCCAUACCUCAAGCACACGCCAACAAAAAAAAAAAAAUCCCUCUCUUAGAUAUAUGUUGUUCAUGUUUUAGAUGUAGUUGUAGUUGUAAUGGUUUCCUUUUGAACUUUGUCACCACCAUUAAUGACUUUCUGAUCGAAGGCUUUCUCGUGUUAUCGAAUGUUUUUUCUUUUAUAUAAUUUCCCAAGUUCAAACUCGAAGGGAAGAGACAAGUGAUCACUUAUUAGUUUUUGCCUUUUAAUUAUUUCCUAUUUAUAGACUUGAAUUCAGUAAAUACUUGAAAAUUAUUAAUUUAUAUUUCUUUUUAAAAAUUUAAAACUAUGCUAUUAGAACACUCUUUACUUGUAGUAUAUCCUCUAAAAAUUUGAAAUUUGAUAUUUUUUUUAGUAGUAUGUAAUAGAAUCAUUAACAACUAUUCAAUUGAAUCAAACUAUUAUCGUGUUGAGUGAGCGUGCUUAGGAUAUUCACCGAACCCACUAUUUGA